Molecule: messenger RNA, 2786 nt
Organism: Pelmatolapia mariae (spotted tilapia)
Lineage: Eukaryota; Metazoa; Chordata; Actinopteri; Cichliformes; Cichlidae
Exons: 2
Coding region: 91-1818 (575 amino acids)
Source: RefSeq, a predicted model, not a curated record
CUCAGACUCAGACGUCAUCACAUCAAAGCUGACAGCUCCUCUCUCUGAUCCCAGCUUCAGGAUCUUCACCUGUCCACGCCUCCAUCAGACAUGGCAUCUGUUGGCUCGCUGCUGCUGCUGCUGCUGAUGUCCUACAUCCUCAUCUCCACUGUGACCAUUUCCACAUCUGCCAACCAGCGCGAGCGUGAGAAUGCCUCUCUGGAUAAACUAAAAGAACACAAAGAAAAACUUGCAAGUGCACAAAAGAAUGGUUUAAAAACAGCUGCCGACACCAAAAACUUUGGUGUACUUUGUCUAGCAAUACUCAAAGACACUGCGAAACUGAUGGAAAGUUUGUCAGACAAGAAGUCUGAUAUUUUUAAUCUUGCUCAGUCUAUCGGUAAUGUUGUGCCACUGGUAGGUUCUAUUUUUUCCUUAAUAAUGACAUUAGUGAUAGUAAUAGACAAAUAUGUUAAUGACAGGUCAUUACUGAAAGAUAUCAAGGAAGAAUUUGACAGACUCGAUGCUAAGCUUGACGAGUAUCAUAAGCUACAGAAGUGGAACAUCUGGGCAGCUGGUGUUUACCACAAGCCAGAGCUGGACAUCAGGACUGCCUGGACUAAAUACAAAACACUGCUGGGCAGUCUCGCUGAGGCAAAAAAUGAUGAUGAAAGGAAAAGACAUAAAAAAAGCUUUAUAAAAUCCUACCGACAACAUGAGAAGGCUCCUCGGGAAAUGGGAGAGUUACUGAAAAAAACAGGGAAGAGCUUCAUAAGCAAUCUCGGGGACGAACUGGCCGAACAUGUUAAAUGUCACGAGAAGGAAAUCUUAGAAUAUACGUUUCUCAUUCUUACACUUAUCAUCAAGGGCAACGUGAUGAAUCAAUACUACUACAGACUGGAGAACACAAUGUCUAAAGCAAAAGAUGAGGAGAUGAUGAAGAAUGUGUAUGAAGCAAUGACAGCAAUGUUUGACAUCCAAAAACGAUGCAUUGCCAACAGCAUGACUUAUGUAUUACAGGACGUGAAACCAUUUAUUGAAAAAUCUAAAAAACGUGAUGACUUAGCAAAGGAAGUCUGGUCUUUUCUGCAGAUGGCAUAUGACAGGUAUGACUGGAUGGUUGUUGCAUUCAUAACCCUAAAAUCCAGCCAUAAAAUAUUGAAAACUGAGAACAAACACGUGCUGACAGGAUUUCAUGAUGUGUCAACACAGCGCAUUACUGUGUCUGUAGCCAGACAGGUGAAAGGGACUCACAGCAAAGUAAAGAAAGUCAUAAAAGCCAUCGAGAAGUGCAUUACUAAGAAAGUUCUGUGUUAUAAGGUGGCAGACACACUCAGUAAAUGUGGGGAGGAGGUGGCUGGAAUUCCAGUGUCUAAGACUUACACAGCAGUGCACGCCUAUACUAGAAGAGCUCACCAAAGCAUCAAGGCAAAGGAAGCUAACCCUAAAGCUAGAGGUGAAGCUAGAGCUAAAGGUGAAGCUACAAACGAAGAUGACGUCAGUGCUUCUCCUGAAAACCCUUCAGCUCAGACUCCUUACAUUUACACAGGGGAGUGUCAGAAAUCUCCAGGUGUGAAACACAGAAAGUUUGUGGUUCUGAUUAAAAGUGAUGAAGAAAUGUUGGGAAAAGAUCCGUGUGCCAAGCUGGACUGUAAAAACGGAGGCAAGUGUGUUCCAAUAGAAGACAUGUUCCUCGCAAUGUGUCAGUGUAAUUAUCCAUACUAUGGGCUGCACUGUGAGAGUGAUAUAAAUGAUUAUAGGAUAGAAUUAAAGAGAGAAGCAGUGACAGACAGAAAAGAACCAACGGUGAAAGACUCAAAGAGGCGAAACAGCAACUGAAGCAGCAGAAACAGACUUCAUGAAGUGACGUGAGCUUCUUCUCUAAAAUGACUGAAACAUUCGGCAAAUCCUCUUUUUCUUCAGACUCAAAGUAUCUACGAAACCUAAAGCACGUUUUAAAUGAUCGUCUCCAUAUGUCAGUGAUGUGCUCACCAUCACUGAGACUAAAGCUGGUUAUAGAAAAGCACCAGAGUGGGCUCUGAUUGGUUUGAACCUCCUCUGAACAACCAAAGCCAGUGUCCGAGCUCACGUUCACUUCAUGAGAUUUUCUGCUGUUGGUGUUUCUGAGAGCAGCAGCUGAUGAUGUGUGAACCUCUGAAUAACAGUGAAACAUCUGUGUGUUAAACUCACAUGAAUGAAAUGGAGAUAAAGUUUGUGUUCAUGUGCCAAACUGAAAGACUGAAGAUCAUAAAUCUUGAAUGAAUCAAACAUCCUCGGCCUGCAUCUCUUACAGCAACAGGAAGCUGAGUUUAAGGAGCUCAGUGAGGAUCAGUGCAAAGAGCUGAGCACACAGCCUCUGCGUGGAAACACCUCCAAUAACAAGCACGAUUCACUCCCUGAUGACCUGCUCAGCACACACAGCGUGAUCUCGUCUGCAUACAGCUGCACCUGGAAACCAACCAGGAAUAACUCUGCUUCACACAUCAUCAGUUGCUAGGUAGAUCUGAGCUGAAACGCAACCCGCUAAGAGAAGAGAGCCUCUUUCCACAGACAGGAGGGAUUAUAUUUAUUUAAAAAUGUCGAUUAAAAACAAAGACAAUGACCCUCAAACAGAAACAACUGAAAUAAUGCGACAAUGAUUUUGAGUAAAGUCAGAUAUGAUCUGUGCUCAUUAAGAUGUUCUCCCCUUCACUGGGUCACAUGACCACCUGCUGUCUGUCCGUGUGAUCUGAUUGGAAAGAGUUGAAACCAAUGAAAUGCUUCUGCUGUAAGCUUCUGCCCUGAAUAAAGCUUCUGAUUCGCUGUCA